CUAAUUUUAAUAGCGCUAUCUAGUCUCUGAGACAACAUAUAUCUAUGUUAGUUAGUUAUAAGCGAAUUAGUACUGCUGAGUAAUAAAAAAAAUGUUUGCUUAGAAACUGCAUUUUUAUGAUAUAAUAUUAAAAAAGCUAAUAUUUAUGUACUAAUUCGAUGGCUCAGUCUUUCAAAUUCGAAAUAAUUUAUUUUGUAUGAUAUAAUAGCUAAAAUAAUAUACAACCUUUUAAGUCAGUACAAAUUACUUGUAUCUAGUAUGGUGAUAAAUAAAUAAUUACGUUUAUUAUAUGAAUGCUAGAUAAUGUUUGUGUAUGUGUAGGUGUCGGUAAUGUUAUACAAUAACAACCAUUAAAUCCUUCUCUUCUGUGUAACUCAAGAUUUGCAUCCAUUGGUAUAAUUCUUGUAUUUUUUAUAAUUAUUAUAAUAAGAUUAUUUUAAGUCACUUUCAUUGCAUCACGUAAUUAUUACAACUUUUUCAUCUUACUUAUGAUCAUGAGAGUAUACAUGAGAUAAUACGAUUUUCACUCGUAUCUAGUAAUCAAAACAGUCACAACAGUAUUCUCUGAGACUAGAUGGUGCUAAUCAAAUUAGACUCACGGUCGGUAAAACGGUCAGGAAGCGCCGCGUCAUUUUUAGAAGUCUAAAUGAUAAUUAAAAAACAUUGUUCACAAUAAAAUACAUAACAAUCUAGUCGUAAGCCAGAAACUUAAAUACGCGUCUAGAAAAUUUUAAUCUUUACACAAUGAAAUUAAAUAAUUACUUCAUUUUCGUUUACUUCUUGAGUGAUUUCGCUAUUUCAAAAAGUGAUUCAAGCUGUGAUAAGUCAAAUGUUGCCUUAAACGAAGGAAAUAUUGGCGAAAAUGGCAACUUGCCCUGGCUGGGAGUUCUACGAGUACAUAUACAUAAAGGUACAUUAUUCCAAACGGCUGUGACUGGUAUACUAUUAGUAAAGACCAACUUCGCUAUAGCCAAUUCGGGGGAUGUCAACAGAGUGUCUAAACACGUUCUUAAGACAGAUAGUAAAGCGAUGUUUAUAACAACGAAUAAAACACCGGUGUACUAUAGAAUCCACGACGUGAUGACACAUCCGGAAUACGAAUUUGAAACAUAUAAUUCUAUAGCGUUAUUGGAAUUAAUUGUAAAUAUUUUUCAUGACAAAAAUCGGAAUUUGAAACCAAUAUGUUGGCCGAACUAUAUGUACAAUACGUCAACGAAUUUGUAUGCAUUGGGUUAUACAGAUGAAAAUAAAUUAUUGGAGAAAGUUGUAUUCAAAAUGCAAUAUGUCACCCGGCCAUUAUGUGAGGAGUUUUACAAUAGGGCCAAUCUAGCACAAGAAUCCUUGCCGCAAUAUCAGUGUGGCUUUGCAAUGUAUAAUACAAAAAAUUGUGAUUGGGAGAAUGGAAUGGUAUUCGCCUCGAAUUCAACCGGUACAUGGACUUUGAUUGGCUUUGGUUUACGUGGCCCAAGUUGCAGAGGACCAGUUAGAUUUUUGGAUAUCUAUCCAUACCUCAAUUGGUUUACAGCUGCCACAGACCUUAUUAUAGCCAGAUACGAAAAAUGAAGUAAAUAUGUGCAAAUCAAAA
Messenger RNA from Pieris brassicae (large cabbage white), 1585 nucleotides. RefSeq lists its product as uncharacterized. Lineage: Eukaryota; Metazoa; Arthropoda; Insecta; Lepidoptera; Pieridae. The record is from RefSeq and is a predicted model, not a curated record. Bases 745 to 1563 code for a protein of 272 amino acids. The transcript is spliced from 8 exons.